CAAUCGGAAUCGCCGAUUAUUAACAAACUGUGCUGAAACUGAGAGAUGGAGAAAUCGGAAGAGGAAUUGAUACGGAGAUCAGAGCCGGAAUCAUUGGUCUCCGUCACUGUAGGUAGGUUCAUGAGCACGCUUCUCACCGCUCGCCCUAAAAACCUACGCGAAUCCAUCUCCCGCCUCUCUCUCGAUUCUCAAAAAGGCUCUUCUGGCUCCGUAGAUGAAGCGCUCUGGUUUUUGCAAAAGUCCGUUAAAGAAGCUGUUGAGAGAGACGAAGCGAUGGAUGAACUCCUUGUACCUAUUAUCGAGCAUACGUUAAGGUUUAAGGAUGUUAAGCAUAGUAGUCCAGCUAUGAUUCUUCUAAACUGGAUGUUUCAAGAUGAGGUUCUCUUUCAAGGCGUUUCGAGGAAUCUUUGUGAGAUCAUUUUGAGGAAGGAGGAUAGGUUUUUAGCGCUUGGUUGGUGUUUACUUAUCAGAAGUCUUGUGGAGUGGGAGGAUAGUGGGGAUCAAGGUUUUUGGAAUGGAAUUAGGGAGAGACAUUCUAUGUUUGUGGAGAUUGUUUCAUCUUGUGUGCCUCACUUGGUGAUGGUUGUACGCAACGGAAGUAUUUUGCAGGAUGGAUAUGAGGUGCCAUCUCGUCUUUCUGUUUCCGCUGCUGAUUGCUUGCUGUCAGUUACUGGAGCCUUAGCAAAGAGUAAUGAUGCUCCAGCAAACAGACCGAAGCCAUCGACCACUAUUACGGGGUCUCAUCAACCGGUUGCCUUGGUAUCUAGUAUUAGUGAGAAGAAAAUAAAGAAGACUUCUCGACCUGAAGACGCAACCAGUGAGAAAAGUUGUAUACUGUGGAAUCACCUGGAGGAGCUGAUGCGCCUUGUACAGAGUCUCUUUGCUUGGAACAAGAGAAGUCGACUACUUCAUGCUAAGGGGUUAAACAAUGUGCUGAAAUGGUUAGAGGAGUUAAAAGAGCAUCAUGGUGGCUCUCAGAAGGAGGCAGUCACGGAUGUAUCUAAGGGUGGUGCUCUACUGCUCUCUUCUUGUUGGAAGCAUUACAGUGUCUUGCUCCACAUGGAAGAUCAGAAGUUCUCAAAGAUUAGCAAGGAAUUGUUGGAUCAGUAUAUGUCCGGUAUUAAGUAUUAUUCAGAAAGUUAUACUCAGGGAAGUUCUGAAAUCAAGGCUGGUAGUAUAGAGACACAGAAGUUUUUCCUAAAUUGUUUAUGCCUUCUGUUGGGCCGCUUUGAGGGAGAAAAAUUUGAGACCAUACUAUCAGAGUUUGGAAUGAAGCUUGUGCCUUGUCUUUUACAUCAGCUUCGGAGUAACAAGGAAGAGAUAUCAGAAGGCGUUGUUGCUAUAUUUAAAGAAGUCAUCUCUAAGCUACAAUCACAGUCCGGAGAUACAAUGUGCCUGGACGUUGUGAUACCAUCCUUGCUUCACCUUCUUGACGAGAGGGAUGGCGCCGCCAAAGCUGUUAGUGUCCUCCUGGCAGACUACUGUUCCAAAAAUGCAGAUAAUAGCUGUCUCAGUGAAGUUCUACAGCGCCUUGUUUCUGGAACUACUGUGCAGAGGCUGAAUUCUAUGGAUGUGAUAUCAGAAGUAAUCAUCAUGUCAAAAGAUUCAUAUCCUUCUCAUAUUCCUCGGAAAGAGAUCGCAGACUGCUUGUUAAAGUGCCUUGGAGACAAGGAAACUUAUAUCCGUAAACAAACUUCAGAGUUGCUGAAAUCAAUUGAGCCAUCUCUCGUGCUACCAGGGUUAGUAACACAAGUUAAUUCAACCAAUGGAAACGUACAAUCAUCCGCUACCGGAACUUUGCUUGGGGUCCUUAGACAUCAUAAGGAGGAUUCAGAUGUUGUAUGUCUGUUGCUGACCUGUCUUAGUAAUACUCAAGCUUUGGAAACUUCAGAAAGUAAUGGACAUCCCACGGAAGGUUCAACUAUUGACAGCGGUCGAGUGCUUAAGCUGAUCCCGGAGUGGGCUAGAAGUGUUCAGAACUGGGGCUCACUAAUUGGACCUUUGCUUGAUAAGAUGUUUUUGGAGCCAUCCAAUUCCAUCAUGGUUAGGUUUCUUAGUUGCAUCAGUGAACAUUUGGCAGAUGCAUCGGACAUCGUCCUUCUGCAUGUACUAUCACAUAUGAAGGAGCAAGACAAGACGGAUGGCAACUUUAUAUCAGUAUCUAAAAGUUCAGUUGACAAAACUAAUGCUGAGAAAUCUCUAUUUGUCCACCUCUGCCCCCUGCUUAUAUUAAGACUGCUUCCUCAGAGAGUGUUUGAUGAUAUUGAUUCAUCUACAAUAUAUGGUAGAUUCCUUAGAGGAGACUCUGUGAACGAGUAUCGAGACAUCAAGUUUGAGGAUUGUCAAUGCAUCGCUGCCUUCCUUUUUCAAAGGGCAUAUUCUAAGUUUGAGUUUGAAGAAGUUCGAAAACUCGCUGCCGAGCUAUGUGGACGUAUUCACCCCCAGGUGCUAUUUCCAACUGUUUUGUUGCAACUUGAAAAAGCCACAGAGUUGCGAGACAGCCUCAAGAUUAAAGCUUGCCUGUUUUCUAUAUGCACAUCCCUUGUGGUUCGGGGAUGGGAGUCUUUUUCACACAGAGUGACACCUAAGAUCAGGAAAGUCCUAGAAAAGAUUUUGUUAUGGCCUUCUGAUGAGGACGAAAUCUCCAAAGUACAACACGGGUGCAUAGAUUGUCUUGCACUGAUGAUAUGUGCUGAACUGCAACAUCCUGAAUCUUCAAAAACACCGAAAGGAGAUAAAUUACGUACAACAGGGAAUAACACAUCUGAUGCGUCAAGUGAUUCUGUCUUAGAUUACACGAUCCAUUGUUUAUCUGAAGACAGAAGUGACUACUCGUCUAUGCCGGAGUCGAUUGGUGCAAAGCCCUUUCCUAUUCAAUUUCGUAUAUGCAUGGCGAACGUUCUCAUCAGUGCUUGUCAAAAGAUCCCUGUCUCUGCAAAGAAGACUUUUGCUCGAAAAGCUCUUCCACCUCUUGUUCAUUCCCUCAAGUUCAUAUCUUCCCCUGAGGUCAGAGCAGCUUGUAUUCAGGUCCUAUUCUCAGCCAUGUACCAUCUAAAGUCCACACUACUCCCUUUUGCAACUGAUCUACUAAAACUUUCCUUGAGAUUUCUUGAACAAGGAUCCGAAAAGGAGAAACUAGCUGGUGCAAAACUGAUGGCAUCACUCAUGGCGAGUGAGGACGUGAUACUGGAACGCAUAUCAGAAGGAUUGCUCGAAGCGAGAUCAGUUUUGUCUAAAGCAUCUUUGUCAGAUCCUUCUCAAGACGUACGUGAAGUCUGUGAUAAGUUAUUGGCAUGUAUAACCCCAUCGUAAUGUCUUUUUCUUCUGUAAGAUAAGAUUCUAUGUAUUAUUAUUAUCUUUUGCUUUUCUUGCUUUUUCUUUGUCACAUGACUGAGGAAGUUGGUAUGUAUGUAGUAGAUAUGUGGUACGUUUGUAGCAGAUGGGCCUGAUUUUUUUUGUAGACUAAAGUAAUUUGCUUUGACAGUAGUCUCGUACACCAAAUCGCAUGCUGGUCAUGGG
Eruca vesicaria subsp. sativa (arugula) is the source of this 3519-nucleotide messenger RNA. The record is from the annotation of a GenBank genome assembly. NCBI's taxonomy places the organism in Eukaryota, Viridiplantae, Streptophyta, Magnoliopsida, Brassicales, Brassicaceae.